UCAACCCUUGAGCUACAUAUCAAGUUAGAUACCCUGUGGAAAUAAAAGGCAAAGCUUUUCCCUUUAAAAAAGAAAACCAAUUUGCUGGAGCUAGGUUUGAAGCUCCUAUUUGAGAACUCCAAAUUUCAAGGAUUCAUAUUACAUAAAAACUACUUUUGGUACCAAACUGCUAGAAGCUGAAGCACAUAGAAGAGGAAUAUCAGUGCUUAUGCCUGCAGACAAACAUGAUGAGAGACAUAAUAUGAUUAAAACUUCUAAAGAUCAAGAGAAUUCACCACCUCCAAAACUAGCAGCAGUUUCAUCAAGCUCUUCCGCGGCUGCGACGCCAUGGCUUAGGUUGAAGGAUCCAAGGAUCGUGCGCGUGUCGCGAGCUUUCGGAGGCAAGGAUCGACACAGCAAAGUUUAUACUAUAAGAGGGCUGCGCGACAGGCGUGUAAGGCUUUCGGUUUCGACUGCAAUUCAGCUCUAUGAUCUUCAAGACCGCCUCGGCCUUAAUCAGCCGAGCAAGGUCAUCGAUUGGUUGUUGAGUGCCGCCAAGGAUGAAAUCGAUGAACUCCCUCCAUUGCCAAUCCCAUCCGCAAGCCUCGGCCUUCACUACCAAUCUAUGCUACCACACCCACAUAGAUCGGAGUUCAAAAUCAUCGACAAGGCCGAGAUCGAGGACGAGACCGAUGAAUUACAAAAACAACACAAAUCAAAUAAUCCCUCUCACCCUUCUUCUUUCUCAGCCCUUUUGAACAAUGUGUCUACCCCUCCAUUUGGGUUUUAUUGGGAUCAUAAUCCAUCAUCAUCAUCAUCAACAACAAAUAAUCUUCCAUUUCUUACAUCUCAACCUGAGGAUAGUAAUAAUAAUCUUCAUAACUUCAAUCAUCUCAAUUUGUCUUUGCCUUCCCCUUUGUCUCUUGAGUUCAAUCACUUGCACCAAAAUUUCUUCAUUAACAAUAAUUCUCUCAAUAAUACACCUCCUAAUAAUUUCCACCCCAAUGUUAAGCCUUUUCACUUUAGUAUGGCUACCAAAUUCACUUCUCAAGCCAAGAAAAACAAUUCAGAUCCUUCAAGUAAUAAGGAUCAUGGUUUUGCUUCUCAUCAAUGAUUUUCUAUGAGCUUCCAAGUGUUAGAGGAGAGAAUCAUAGCAAGAACUACAGUGGAAAUUAAAGGUAUUAUACUCUUGCUGAUUCUUGAAGGGGAAAAAAAUCUCUCAUUGCAUUACAAUAAUCUAUCAUCAUUUUCACAUAUAUUUGAACACUCGAAUUUCUAGUUUGAUUAUCUUCGUUUUUGUUUUCGUUUGUUGAUCAUUGUUAUUUACAUUCUGGAUUGAGUUGAAUUGGAAUAAUAUUUUUUUUUUUACCUU
Benincasa hispida (wax gourd) is the source of this 1351-nucleotide messenger RNA. RefSeq lists its product as uncharacterized. Gene Ontology annotation, cellular component: nucleus. The record is from RefSeq and is a predicted model, not a curated record. NCBI's taxonomy places the organism in Eukaryota, Viridiplantae, Streptophyta, Magnoliopsida, Cucurbitales, Cucurbitaceae. Gene Ontology annotation, molecular function: sequence-specific DNA binding; DNA-binding transcription factor activity.